AUGUCGAUCCCCUCCGGCAACGGCAACGGCAACGGCGGCGGUGGCGCCUCCUCCGCGCUCUACGACUUGUACGGCCCUAACGCGAAGCCUGAUGUUGUUUUUAAGGAGGCUGCUUUAAACUCUACAUUAAAUCUGCAGGAUGUUCAGGGUCUAGUUACUUGGGUUAUUGGUGACGGCAUGCUGCCUUCUUGGGUGUUUGUUAAGAACAAACCUCUUAUACCCAAAGUCGUCCUACUAUAUGUUCCUGGCCUUGAUGCAGCUUUAUAUAUGUCACAAACUCGACUUCUUUCUUCUCUGAAAGAAUUAUGUGGCAAUCCAAAACCUGUUCUAGCUUCAAGCUGUAUACCGGAUGAGCGGCACACCAUUGAUGCGCUCCUAACCUGCAGAGUAAAGAGAAAGCGUGAUGUAAAAACAUCAAAUCAGUCAUCUAAACCUGGCAUGGAUGGAAAACUAUCAAGUCUGGAUGAUCUUGGGGACAUACCAUUUCCUGUUACAUAUUACACACUUUCGGAGAAAGACUUGGAAGAUAAUGGCUACUCGUUCAAUUUGCCAGGUUUUGUCCCUACUGUUUCAGCUCCUUCAGGUUCCUCGCCACAUAAAGUUCUUGCACUUGAUUGUGAAAUGUGCGUGACGGAAGCUGGAUUUGAGCUUACAAGAGUGACAUUAAUUGAUAUUAAAGGAUCGGUUGUGCUAGAUAGACUAGUUAAGCCUGCUAAUCCAAUCAUUGAUUACAAUACAAGGUUCAGUGGAAUCACUGCUGAGAUGUUGGUUGACGUGUCCACAACCCUACAGGAAAUUCAGGAAGAGUUUGUUGGACUUGUAUAUAAAGAAACAAUUCUUGUUGGACAUUCUUUGGAAAAUGACCUUAUGGCAUUACGGAUAUCCCAUGGUUUAAUCAUCGAUACAGCUGUUUUGUACAAGUAUAAUCGAGGGUCUCGCUGUAAGAUUGCUUUGCGUGUCUUGACAAAAAAAUUCCUUGGCCGGGAGAUCCAGAACACAGGAUCUGGGCAUGACAGUGUGGAAGAUGCCAGAGCUGCUCUAGAACUUGCUAUAUUGAAAAUAAAACAUGGUCCUGAUUUUGGUUCCCAACCAUCGUUGUCAAGGCGGAAAUUGACAUCUAUACUGCAUGAGAGUGGGAAAAAAUGCUCCCUUAUUGAUGACGUGUCUAUUCUAGAGCGGUAUUCAGAUACUUCUUGCAAUUCAAUUGCUGUUUUUUCUGAUGAUGAUGCCCUCUCCAGAUCAAUGAAGGAGGUGAAGAAUGACAAAAUGGCUUUCGUUUGGACUCAAUUCUCAGGAUUGAUCUCUUACUUCCGCCGAAGAGUUCAAGAUCCAGAAAAGUUGAAAUCAUGUGUCGCAGAGGCUAUUGCAUUAAAAACAUGUGAUGCAAAAACUGCUUCAAAAAAAGCAAGAAGUCAAAUUUGUCCUGAAUUAAAGGAAAUUUUGUGUGAAUUGGAUAAAAAGAUAAGGCAAUUAUAUGGGGCCCUACCUGAUAAUGCUAUGCUUAUUGUAUGCACUGGCCAUGGUGAUACUCCUCUAGUACAAAGCCAGAUGCCUGAGGAACCCCAAAUACGGGCAGCUAUUGAGUUCGUUGACCCCAAACUGUUGUUGAUGGACAGAAGAUCAGAGCUGAAUUCAUUCAUUAAUUUAUGGCUAGACCAGGAUGUUAUGGUUGCUUGUUGCCUUCACUCGAUCUUCAUGUGGCUCCCGGCGGCUCCAGCCAUAGGCAGAGCUAGCUAG
This is a messenger RNA of Miscanthus lutarioriparius, 1737 nucleotides long. Lineage: Eukaryota; Viridiplantae; Streptophyta; Magnoliopsida; Poales; Poaceae. The record is from the annotation of a GenBank genome assembly.